This is a messenger RNA of Episyrphus balteatus (marmalade hoverfly), 3283 nucleotides long. Its product is annotated as dystrobrevin beta. Gene Ontology annotation, biological process: synaptic signaling. The transcript is spliced from 10 exons. The record is from RefSeq and is a predicted model, not a curated record. Lineage: Eukaryota; Metazoa; Arthropoda; Insecta; Diptera; Syrphidae. Gene Ontology annotation, molecular function: zinc ion binding. The coding region runs from base 1062 to 3008 and encodes 648 amino acids. Gene Ontology annotation, cellular component: plasma membrane; synapse.
ACACGACAACGACUCAGAACAGGGAUGCCAUCAUUCUAGUUCAUUGAAUUCGCUCCCUAACUUUAUGCUGCUGGCUGUCAUUUAUAUUCAUAGCAAUUCCGAGAUUGCGACUUCUGUGAUUCCGUCAUUCGUUCUCUUCCAUUCGACGGCGAAAGGUGUGUUUGGUGUGUUGUGCGCUUCGCUUCUAUAUGAGUCUCCAGAAAUAAAUUUCAUUUUAUUCUUUUCUUUUGGGUUUUUGCUCUUGUCUGGUUGUAAAUUAUCGUUUUCAUUCUUCUCAAAACUCGCUUUGUCGGUGAAUGCAAAAUAAUCCAAAGGCGGUUCGAUCUGUUUGAUUAAUUGCAAUAUUCUAGCGACGAUUUAAAAAUUCUAAUCAGAAACUGCUGCUGUUGCAGGUGUAUAAUAGCGCAGCGCAAAAAAAUUAUUGUUAAUUUCCCAGAACGUGGCUGGCGAAAGAAAGUUUUGCGUGUUUUGUGUCUGACGACGAGAAAGGCUACCUAAAGCGCCACUGUUUUCUCAAAAGAUAAAAAAUAAGAGGGAAAAAAGUGCAAAAAAUAAGAAUCUGCUACAGAUUUUUGUGAAAAUUUUCACCCGAAAAUUGUGCCGCAUCAAUAAAUUGAAAUUCUUUAAAGUGUUCUUUUCGUGAUUUGGGAUUACCUACCUACUCUUUUUUUUCGGGUGAUUCUCAAAUUGGUGUUGGUGUUCGUGUGGUAACGACACGACGAAAAUAUUGCGCGUGUGUUUGUGUUCACCCAUCAGUCAGAGUCAGCUCUGAAAGCCGUAAAGAAUUACUAUAGCCGAUUUUUGUUGUUUUUGUUGAAUAACAAGAACAAUCAAAUAGUAAAUAAACAAUAAAAAAAAAAUAACACCGGAGAAGGAGUACAGUUGCGGAAUUUCAUUUUGAAAUCAGAGAUUUUGAUUUGAAUGUUGCUGUCGGAGUUUUAAAUAUUAAAAAGGAAACAUUUAACAAAGAAUUCCUCCAAUUGAAUAUAAUAUACUUCUUACAAUUUACACCAUCACAAUACCACCUCUAAAAAAAAAUUGUAUAUAAUUAAACAGCAAAUAUGAUGGAACUAGAACCGCGAGUUGCUAUACUUCAAGAUCUACGCUUACAGACUUUUGAUUCGAUACGUUUUGCCUCAUAUCGAACUGCAUCGAAACUUCGCUACAUACAAAAAUCCACAAAUCUUCAUCUUGUCGAUAUAUGGAACGUGAUUGAGGCAUUUCGUGAGAAUGGCCUCAAUACAUUGGAACCACAGAGCGAAGUUAGUGUGGCAAGGCUAGAAACACUUGUAUCGUCGCUGUAUCAUAAUCUCAAUAAGCGUCUUCCAACUGCACAGCAAGUUCCUGUCGAUUCAAAAGCUGGACUUUUAUUAAAUUGGCUUUUGGCUGCAUAUACUAGUGAUAACUCAGGAAAAAUCCGAGUCUUCUCCAUAAAAGUCGCUCUGGCCACCAUGUGUUCAGGCAAACUUGUCGAUAAAUUACGAUAUAUAUUCUCACAAAUAUCAGAUGGUGCCGGUCAACUAGUCCCAUGGAAACUUGGCGAAUUUCUACGUGAAGUAUUGGCGCUACCCGCCGCCGUUUAUGAAUCACCCACAUUCCAUUAUAAAGAAGGCCUCGAAGAGGAAAUCUUUCCGGCUGAAACGAAAGUCACUGUAAAUGAUUUUAUGGCAAUACUUAUGUCUGAACCAGGACCAUCGUGUCUCGUCUGGUUGCCAUUGCUGCAUCGCUUGGCCACGGUCGAGACAAUCGUCCAUCCGACUAUCUGUUCUGUUUGUCAUAAGGAAAAUUUUACCGGAUUUCGUUAUCGAUGUCAGCGGUGUCACGCCUACCAGUUGUGCCAGGAGUGCUUUUGGCAUGGCAAGACAUCACUGAAUCACCAAAACGAUCACGAAGUCAAGGAAUACUCGAGCUAUAAGUCUCCCAGCAAACAGAUCGGACAUUCGUUAAGGAAGAGCUUUCGAUGUGUGCCUGAAAAGACUGCACAAGUGUUGCCACGAUUCCCCGAACAGCCGGAGAAGACACUCAAUUUGUCGCAUAUAGUGCCGCCCUCGCCAUUGCCAUCACAUAAUGGCUUCUCCGAUCCGAGCUUAUUACAUGGCUAUGAUAGAAGUAGCACUUUAGAUUCUAGAGCUACGGGAAGAAGUUUAGAUAGUGCUGGUGGAACGUCGAUAUCACGGGUAGCAGCUGCUUCAGCUAACGAUGAGGAACAUCGAUUGAUCGCCAGAUAUGCAGCCCGACUUGCCCAAGAAAACAGAGCACCCUCCGGAAUGGCGACUGAAAAUUCCACUAUUACCACGGACAAUUCCCGUGCCCAGCGUGAGCUUAUCGCUCAGCUGGAGUCGAAAAACAAAGAAAUUAUGCGUGAGAUUGCCCGCCUGCGCCGACAGCAAGAAGCCGAACAAAUGACUCCCGAAAACCCGGCCCUAAUAAAUGAAUUGCGAGCGUUGCGACAGCGCAAGGGUGAACUCGAAGGGCAUUUGGGGGCGCUUCAAGACUCACGUCGCCAACUCAUGGACCAGCUUGAAGGUCUAAUGCGAAUGCUAAAGAACCAACAGACUGCAAGUCCACGUUCCACACCCAAUUCUAGUCCACGAUCGGGUAAAUCGCCACCGAUGCCCGGAAAUCAGCAAAACUCCGUUCAGCAACAGCAACAACAACAGUUAUUACGAUCAUCAGCAUCACAACAACAACAGCAGCAACAACAUCAUCAGAUUCCGCCCAAUUGUCAGGCCCAAUCAAUGCACAAUAAUGCUAAUUCAUUGGAACAACAGACCCUGAAUCAAUUGAAUGAAGUGCGAGCCGCCUUUCAUUCCAAUGGAACAUCGAAUGAUGAUCCUACAAAAGACUUAUACUAUGCAGCUGAUACAGUGUCAUCGGCAAUGUCUUCACUAGUCCGUGAACUAAAUUCAGUGAAAUAUUAUUCAGAAAGUCCACCAAAAAAGGAAACGGGGCCAACAUUUAUUAAACCACUUGAUUAUUAUCCAAAUAGAAAGAACAGAAAAAAAUAAGUUUAAUUUAUUUUUAUAUGUACAAAAUGAUUGGCUCCUCGUUAUUUGUCCUCCUAUCCUACUAAAAUGCAACACGCCUAUUCUAUUCCACAAAAAAAAUUCUAUCUACCUCUACUUUAUGUGUUUAAACAAAAUAUUAUCUAAAACAAAAUCACAAAAAAGCUGAUGAUUUUCCUGAAAUCCAUGAGAUUGGCGAAACUAUUGACGACAUGCAAAUUAUAAUGUAUGCCCACAUAUUGAAGUAUUGUGUAAAUUGCUAACCCGAAUUAUUCGCA